AUGGGCUCCCAACCUUCGAAACCUGCGGAAACAAAAGUUUUCACCCCCAGAACUCAGGUUGACUUUACCAAUACACUCCUUGCACAAUUGGAACAGUCGACCGAGGGUGAUUAUACGAGACAACAGCUGGCAAGCAAGUACCUAGAACAAAGAGUAUCCGAAAGACUGACACAACUUGAGGAAGAGACGCUUAAAAAAUUCGAGGACAAACUUAACACUUCAUUGCUUUCCGACAAUAGCCAGUCUAACCAGGAAGUAUCGUCAAAAGCUCUUAGCGACAAAAUCUCGCAUCUGAAUGAGCGUUUAACUAAGCUCAAAGAGAAUCAAGCCAGCAAGUUGGCGAACAAGGAACUCAAGCAGUGCAAAGAGGUUCUUGCUAAGUGUUUACGAGAAAACGACGGUCAACCGCUCAACUGCUUCGAAGAGGUACAGAACUUCAAAAAAAUGGCUUUAAGUCAGUAG
This is a messenger RNA of Lachancea meyersii CBS 8951, 462 nucleotides long. NCBI's taxonomy places the organism in Eukaryota, Fungi, Ascomycota, Saccharomycetes, Saccharomycetales, Saccharomycetaceae. The record is from the annotation of a GenBank genome assembly.